AUGGAACCAGGAUUGAAGAUAUAUGGCAAACAAAUUUGGUUCACAAGUGGAAAAUACGGAAUCGAGUUUGAGCCAUGUAGUGGCAGGCCAUCAACGUCAGUUUGUGAGGAAAACAUUGAUGUUGUUCGCGACACGAUUGAAAAGGAUAGACGAAUAACCUCUGAAUCAGUAACAGACACACUCAAUAUCUCUGUGGAUUCUGUACACAAAAUUCUGGUGCAGAGUAUCAACACAUUCCAGAUUAUUGCUGAAUCUCGUAAAACGGAACUUGCUAAGGGUGUGUACGAGUACGCGCGGAUCGUGUUUGCCUGUCUUGCCGCCGUGGCUGUUGCCGCCCCUCAGCUCCAGGAGCGAGUGGUUGAGCUCCUUCGCGAUGAGCGUGUAGCCAACGAGGACGGCACCUUCUCGUACGUCGUGGAAGCCGACAACGGCAUCAACACAGCCGUUUCUGGAAGCAUCGGAGCCGAAGGCCAGAUCAACCAGGAGGGAUCUUACACCGUUAUCCUCGAGGACGGUACCCAGGCAAUUGUCUCUUUCGUGGCCAACGAGAACGGCUUCCAGCCCCAGUCCAGCAUCCUGCCCACUCCCCACCCUCUUCCUGAACACGUCUUUGAGCUGCUGGAAAUCGCAGAGCGUCAGCGCGCUGAGGGCAUCGUGUUCGAAUAAGGAUUGGAACGAUGAUUUAAGAUAUAUGGCAAAGGAAUGUAACUUGAUGUAAUAAAUCAUAGCACUAGU
Penaeus chinensis is the source of this 735-nucleotide messenger RNA. Its product is annotated as larval cuticle protein LCP-17-like. Gene Ontology annotation, molecular function: structural constituent of chitin-based larval cuticle. The coding region runs from base 1 to 666 and encodes 221 amino acids. The transcript has 6 exons. NCBI's taxonomy places the organism in Eukaryota, Metazoa, Arthropoda, Malacostraca, Decapoda, Penaeidae. Gene Ontology annotation, cellular component: chitin-based extracellular matrix. The record is from RefSeq and is a predicted model, not a curated record.